Olea europaea var. sylvestris is the source of this 2026-nucleotide messenger RNA. RefSeq names its product pentatricopeptide repeat-containing protein At4g02820, mitochondrial-like. Gene Ontology annotation, cellular component: mitochondrion. The transcript is spliced from 2 exons. NCBI's taxonomy places the organism in Eukaryota, Viridiplantae, Streptophyta, Magnoliopsida, Lamiales, Oleaceae. Gene Ontology annotation, molecular function: protein binding. The record is from RefSeq and is a predicted model, not a curated record. The coding region runs from base 40 to 1608 and encodes 522 amino acids.
AGUCACUACCCUGUACUCAUUAAUAGAAAUCUCUCAAAAAUGCUGUCUCGCCUCGUUCGAACGUCGAUAGCCGCCGCGACCCAGCUAUCAACUAAAACAGCAGCCUUGGCUACGGUGGCGGAGCCUUUAACCGAUGAGGGAAACACUGUUUCUUCCACUAGUACUAAUCGUACCACUGCUGGCGGCAGGGACACUUUGGGGCGGCGGCUUUUAGCUCUGGUGUAUAUGAAGCGCAGCGCCGUUGUAACGAUACGGAAGUGGAAGGAGGAAGGUCAUGUCGUCCGAAAGUACGAGCUCAAUCGUAUCAUUCGUGAGCUACGAAAGCUUAAGCGUUACAAACAUGCUCUUGAGAUUUGCGAGUGGAUGAGGAUACAGGAUGAUAUCAAGCUGGUACCCGGGGACUAUGCUGUCCAUUUAGAUUUGAUUGCAAAACUUCGGGGUAUAAACAGUGCAGAGAAAUUUUUUGAAGAUCUGCCUGAUAAAAUGAGAGAUCAAGCACCUUGUAGUGCCCUUCUUCAUACCUAUGCACAGCAUAAGGAAACAGUGAAAGCAGAGGCUCUGAUGGAAAAAAUGUCAGAAUGCGGUUUCUUGAAGAAUUCUCUUCCAUAUAACCACAUGAUAUCUCUAUACAUCUCUACUGGGCAAUUGGAGAAGGUUCCAGAUAUGAUUAAGGAGUUAAAGAAGAAUGGUUCACCUGAUGUUAUCACAUACAACUUGUGGUUGACAGUAUGUGCUUCGCAGAACUAUAUUGAAACUGCUGAAAAGGUUUUUCUUGAGCUAAAGAAGGCAAAAGUAGAUCCAGAUUGGGUAACAUAUAGCACAUUGACCAGCCUCUACAUCAAGAAUUCACUCAAGGAAAAAGCGGAGUUUGCUUUGAGGGAAAUGGAGAAAAAGGUUUCUAGAAAAGUCCGAGUUGCUUAUGCAUCCCUGAUUAGUUUGCAUACUAGCCUGGAAAAUAAAAAUGACAUCCACCGCAUAUGGAAGAAGAUGAAAUCCACUUUCCGCAAGUUGAAUGAUGUUGAAUACACAUGUAUGAUUACUUCCUUACUGAAACUCGAACGAAUUGAAGAAGCUGAGAAACUUUACAAGGAAUGGGAGUCUGUUUCUCCAACCAAGGAUUCAAGGGUUCCGAAUUUGCUUAUUGCUACUUACAUCAGCAAGAAUGAAAUGGAAAAGGCUGAGGCUUUUCACGAUCAGAUGGUAAAGAAAAGCAUGGUAUCAGGUUAUACCACUUGGGAGCUUCUUACUUGGUGUUAUUUGAAAAAAGGACAGAUGGGAAAAGUUCUUGAUUGUUUCAAGAAAGCUGUUGGUUGUGUGAAAAAAUGGAAUCCAGAUGAAAAGAUGUUGCAAGAGGUAUUUAGGAUUGUCGAAGAGCAUGGCAGUGUUGAGGGCGCAGAGCAAUUGAUAAUUACUCUUCGGAGUGCCGGCCAUGUAAAAACAGAGGCUUAUAAUUCUCUUCUGCGAACUUAUGCAAAAGCUGGUAAAAUGCCACUUAUAGUAGCAGAGAGGAUGAAAAUGGACAAUGUAAAGUUAGAUGAGGAAACUCAGAGACUUCUAGAGCUAACGAGCAAAAUGAGCGUUGGUGAACUUCCACACACUCUCUCUUAAGAUGAUAUACUAAUCAAAUUGAUUGGGGUUGAAGUCCUAUGCAAACCAAUGGUUGGAUUGGAUUAAUGAUUUUUGAUUAAUUGUUUAUAACCGGUUUCAGCUGAAUCCAAACAACUAGUGUGUUAGAUUUGAUUUCAGUGAUGAUUUACACUCAGCUUUCACAGCCUAUCAACCAAGAGAUGUGCAAUGAAGAGGGGGUGGCUCUUGGAAAUCUUCAUCCCUGUCUAUUUUCAUCUGUGAAACAGUGAAAGGGAACUGUGUGAGUUAAUCAAAUCGUUCAAUUAUCCUAAGUUGAAUUGUUGCAAUUUGUAAUAAGAAAGUAGUAAAUAAUGCCAGAUAUGAUGGAGAAACCUAACUGGGUAAAAAGUCCGGGACUAAGCCUAUUAUUUUCACUAUAGAUAAUAUGGAUUUACAGUUA